AUGGAGUAUGCUGUUAUUGUCGUGAGCAAGGUACGCGACAUCAUUCCCAAAAACGCCCACGUAUUGUAUGCGUAUGGUGUCGCGGAGCAGUUGGAGGAAGGGAGAAUUGGCGGAGUGCGCCUACGCAUAUGUAAAGCUCUCUCACUCAACCAAUCGGCUGCUUCAGACGACUGCCCUGUACGAGAGUCGACUACCCUGUACGAGAGUCGACUGCUCUUUAUAAGAGACAACUGCCCUUUACAAGAGACAACUGCCCUGUACGAGAGACGACUACCCUGCACGAGAGUCGACUGCUCUUUACAAGAGACCACAGCCCUGUACAAGAGACCACAGCCCUGUACAAGAGACCACUGCCCUGUACAAGAGACCACUGCCCUGUACAAGAGACAACUCACCUGUCCGAGAGACGACUGCCCUGUUCCAGCGGGUCCUUUUUGGUGUGACGGUUACACUUUUUUAUCUUUUCUUUUCUCUCUCUUUUUCUCUUUCUCUUUCUUCUCUUUUUCUCUUUCUCUUUUUUCUCUCUUUUAUCUUUUCUAUCCUUUUUUUACCUUUUCUCUAUGGUAUAAUCGUAUAUAUCUCUCCCCCUUUCUUUUUUCUUUCUUUCCUUCAUUCUUUCUUUAUUCUUUUCCUUUCUUUCUUUCUUUUUUCUAUAUUUCUUUCUUUUUAUUUUUUCUCUUUCUUUCUUUUUAUUUUUUCUCUUUUUUUCUUUUUCUUUUUUCUCUUUUUUUCUCUUUAUUUUUUCUUUUUCUUUUUCUUCUUUUUCUCUUCCAUUCUUUGGCCGUUUUCUCUUUCUUUUUUCAUUUCCUUUCUUUCUUUUUAUCUUUCUUUCUUUUUCUCGUUCUUUCUUUUUCUUUUUUCUUUCUUUCUUUUUCUUUUUUCUCUUUCCUUUUCUUCUUUUUCUCUUUCAUUUUUUUGCUUUUUUUCUCUUUCUUUUUCUUUUUGCUUCCCUUUCUUUUUAUUUUUCUUAAAUUUCUGUAUUUACUUCACUAUUUCUUAUGUCGGCCAUAUUUGUUCGUCUUUCUUAUGUCGGCCAUAUUUGUUCGUCUUUCUUAUGUCGGCCAUAUUUGUUCGUCUUUCUUAUGUCGGCCUUAUUUGUUUGUCUUUCUUAUGUCGACCAUAUUUGUUCAUCUUUCUUAUGUCGGCCAUAUUUGGUCGUUUUUCUUAUGUCGGCCAUAUUUGUUCGUCUUUCUUAUGUCGGCCAUAUUUGUUCGUCUUUCUUAUGUCGGCCUUAUUUGUUUGUCUUUCUUAUGUCGACCAUAUUUGUUCAUCUUUCUUAUGUCGGCCAUAUUUGGUCGUUUUUCUUAUGUCGGCCAUAUUUGUUCAUCUUUCUUAUGUCGGCCAUAUUUGUUCAUCUUUCUUAUGUCGGCCAUGUUUGUUCGUUUUUCUUAUAAAUAUCUAUGUAUCUAUCUAUCUAUCUAUCUAUCUCAGUGUGUUCAUAUCUAUCUAUCUAUCUAUAUAUCUAUCUAUCUAUCUCAGUGUGUUCAUAUCUAUCUAUCUAUCUAUCUAUCUAUCUAUCUAUCUAUCUAUCUCAGUGCGUUCAUAUCUAUCUAUCUAUCUAUCUAUCUAUCUAUCUAUCUAUCUAUCUAUCUAUCCCAGUCGGUUCAUAUCUAUCUAUCUAUCUAUCUAUCUAUCUAUCUAUCUAUCUAUCUAUAUAAUAAGUUCAAAUCUAUCUAUCUAUCUAUCUAUCUAUCUAUCUAUCUAUCUAUCUAUCUAUCUAUCUAUCUCAGUGUGUUCAUCUAUCUAUCUAUCUAUCUAUCUAUCUAUCUAUCUAUCUAA
Acanthosepion pharaonis is the source of this 1779-nucleotide messenger RNA. The record is from the annotation of a GenBank genome assembly. NCBI's taxonomy places the organism in Eukaryota, Metazoa, Mollusca, Cephalopoda, Sepiida, Sepiidae.